AUGUUCGUCUUCUGCUCGAUGCUGUCAGCCAAUUGGGCAAUUAUCAUCUACUGUGGAUGGGCGCUAAAUAAGGCCCUAAAAUCCAAAGGCAUCAGCAAUCGCACGAAAACUAUGCAAAAGGAGCUCUUCCGGGCCCUGAUUUUUCAGCUGAUCGUUCCUAUUUGCUGCGUAUUCGGACCACAACCAGUUCUUCGCUUCUUCACCUGCGGCCGGCAAAAGAUUUAUCAAUGGGGAACUACCUCAUCGGGAAGAACAUCCGGAAAAACGGCCCCUCAAGGGGUCAUCACCAAGUCGAGCACCCAACCGGACCCCGAGACCACCUCCAGAAAUGUUAUUAUU
Mesorhabditis spiculigera is the source of this 339-nucleotide messenger RNA. The record is from the annotation of a GenBank genome assembly. NCBI's taxonomy places the organism in Eukaryota, Metazoa, Nematoda, Chromadorea, Rhabditida, Rhabditidae.